UCUUACUUCUUUGGUAACCGACCGUGACAUAGAAAGAAAGAUAUUGGCGCCCCUCUCUCUUUCUUUCUCCGCCAACGGCGCCACAGCAUUGUUUGCUGCUUUCCUCCGCCCCCAUUCUUUCCUCUUCCACUUUUUUCCGAUCUGCAUUUGCAUUCUCUUUAGAUGCCGCUUUUCUCUCAGUCCUCGCCCUGCUGCACCGCCGCGGCGGUGGCGGGGAUUAACUCGUCGGACCGGAAGACCAAAUUCACCUCAGCUGCAUGGAGGAAUUGCAAGGUCACGUCUCCACUUCUUCGUCUCUCCGAGAAUGACAAAUUCAACGUUUCUCGGUUAGCUCUUGGCCACUCUAGGCGGGGAGUUAAUGGCCAGACCAUAUCAAUGGCAUUAGUGGGCAACACUGUUGGGAAAAAAGGGGAGGUGGCCACCUCCUCUAGCAUCUUGGCAUAUGAUUUGAUUCAGGGGGAACUUGUGAGAUGGAGUUCUGUUAUGGACAGAUCUUUACCUGAUCCACCAACAGCUGUUUUUCUGCAUGGGAUCCUAGGAUGCAGGAAAAACUGGGGAAGUUUUGCUAGGAGAUUGGCUCUAGAGUUUCCUACAUGGCAGAUCCUUUUAGUAGACCUACGAUGUCACGGUGAUUCAGCAUCAAUGAAGAAGAGAGGUCCCCAUACUGUAGCAUCUGCUGCUAGUGACGUUCUAAAACUAGUUCGAGAUCUAAGAAUAACACCUCGUGUGCUAGUUGGUCAUAGUUUUGGGGGGAAAGUUGUUUUGAGCAUGGUGGACCAAGCUGCAAAGCCUCUUGCUCGGCCAGUUAGAGCUUGGGUUCUGGAUGCAACGCCUGGAAAAGUUCGAGCUGGUGGAGACGGAGAAGAUCAUCCAGCAGAACUUAUAUCCUUUCUAAGCACACUGCCCAAGGAGAUAUCUACAAAGCACGAAGUUGUACGAGCUCUUAUCCAACAAGGAUUUUCCAAUGAUGUGGCACAGUGGGUUGUGACUAACCUGCGACCUUCCAGCUCUUGUGGUUCACAAUCGUCUGGCUUUGCAUGGGUGUUUGACCUAAGGGGGAUUGCAGAAAUGUAUCAAUCCUAUGAAGAAACAAAUUUGUGGAAAAUUGUUGAAGAUGUACCUCGUGGAGUGCAUAUGAACUUUUUGAAAGCAGAAAGAAGCUUGCAUAGAUGGGCUCUUGAAGAUCUUCGGCGGAUCCAUGCGGCUGAAGAGCUUGCAGCUGAGGAAGGAGGUGGAGUUGAAAUGCACGUCCUUGAAGAUGCUGGCCACUGGGUGCAUGCUGAUAACCCAGACGGACUCUUCAGGAUACUGUCAUCAUCUUUCCAGGGAGGCAAGACCUGAGAUUGCAAUGUCUACUAGAUGGGAUUUUCCAUUCGAAGUUUGACGCCAUUCCUUCCCAUUUUCUUUGUUUAGUUAUCCCUUUUGUAUAUGCUAUUUUAUUUUUUUCACUGUAAUAAUUUUUAUCGUUACCCUAUUCAUUAAAUCUCCUCCAAUCCCAUGUUUUAUGUCAUCUGCAAGUAGCGUUGAUGUCCAAUUGUACGAUCGUUGCUUUGGUUGCUUUGUCCGCAGGUAAUUCUCCACUACUUAAAUAUCA
Vigna umbellata (rice bean) is the source of this 1594-nucleotide messenger RNA. RefSeq names its product alpha/beta-Hydrolases superfamily protein. NCBI's taxonomy places the organism in Eukaryota, Viridiplantae, Streptophyta, Magnoliopsida, Fabales, Fabaceae. The record is from RefSeq and is a predicted model, not a curated record.